AUGAAUAGUGAUGAACUUCAUCAAUUUAUUCAACAGGUUGUACGUGAAAUACUUGUACGUUCGCCUGUGCGAAUAGCCGAUGGUGCCUCUCGUGGACUUUCACGCAUUGAUCUUCUUGUCUAUCUACAUAGGGCACCGCAGGAGUCCCAUACAAAAGAUGCACAUCAUUUAAAUGGUCCAUCCGCCUCCACUUCUUCUGCAUCUAUUGCUGGACGAACUGAAUCACGUGGUGUACUUGGUCCAGUCACUUCUUCUUCUUCUUCUUCAAUAAUAACAUCAACAACUACAGCAGCAGCAGCAGCAAUCACAGCAACAACAACUACUACUACAUCAACUACAUCAACAGGAAUAACAAGCAGUAUAGGAAUGACAGGAGGAACAGGUGCGGCAAGUGGAGAAGUGGAAACAACUCCAGCAGCGGAGGAUCUCCCCAUCAGUCCACUCACCACAAAGGAAGUCAUUACCGUUUUGUUAAAAUUAACCCGCACCUUUGAUGAUACCACAACAGAAUUCUUAUAUGGUCCAGAAGAAGUAAAAGGUGCGGUUCGACAAAUGAUGCAGCAUGGAAAUGGAUUAACAGUACCAUCACAGUUGAUGGCCACACUUAUUCUUGCC
Molecule: messenger RNA, 615 nt
Organism: Trypanosoma theileri
Lineage: Eukaryota; Euglenozoa; Kinetoplastea; Trypanosomatida; Trypanosomatidae
Exons: 1
Source: RefSeq, a predicted model, not a curated record